UAGGGACCACCACGAUAGUAUUAUUGGUAUAACUUAGUGCGGGCCACCGAGGUAGACGAGACGAUUCACAGUGCCAUUGUUUAGUUAAUGCGUGAAAUGCAUGACUGUUUACCACGAACGAGAUUUUGCCAGUGAUGUAUGAAUGUGUUGAAACAAAUAUACCCAAAAAUGAAUAUCAAUAUUCUAAGACUGUUCAAUACAAAUAUUCCAAAAUUACACCAAGAAUUGAAGGACCGCACCAUUUUAACCAGGUUAUGUUCUCGUCAACAAAUUUCAACUCGGGUGAAAAAUGUUUGUACAGAAAGAAAAGCUCCCUGGAGCGUCUUGUUCUUUGGCAGUGAUGAUUUCGCGUUACAGAGCCUUAGGCAACUCUACCAUAAGUAUGAAGCAGGGAAAUUGCUAAGUCGUCUCGAAAUUGUUACUGCUUAUGGUGGAAAAGAAAAUACUGUCACAAAAUAUGCGAGACAACACAGGAUACCGAUACAUAACUGGCCACCAGAUAUCAACCUGUCUGAAUUUCACAUUGGACUGGUCGUGUCCUUUGGGCAUUUAAUUCCAUCUCGCAUCAUACUCUCUUUUCCAUUAGGCAUGUUAAACGUCCACGGUAGUUUGUUGCCUAGAUGGAGAGGUGCUGCACCAAUAAUAUAUGCACUGUUGAACGGAGACAGUGAAACAGGUAUUAGCAUUAUGAAAGUGAUGCCAAAAAAAUUUGACAUUGGAGAAGUGGUGGCUCAACAAAAAUUAAAUGUUCAUCCUGAUGAAACAAUGCCAGAGUUACGAGACAGAAUGUCAAGGCUUGGUGCAGACCUUCUGAUAGACACUUUGAAAAGAUUGCCAGAUAUUUUAGAUCAUGCUGAACCACAAAGUAACGAAGGAAUAACUUAUGCACCCAAAGUAACUCCGAAGUUAUCUUUAGUAAAGUGGAAUGAAAUGACUGCUAAGAAUGUUUAUGAUUUGCAACGCGCCUUGUGUGAAUUAUAUCCCCUGACAACAACGUUUUUGGGUGCAACACUGAAACUCUUGGAUGUUCAGGUACUUAAAGACCCACUUCCAGGACAACAAGUGUCUGACAUAGUGCCAGGUCUACUGACAUUCAACAAAGAGCUGAAUAAAUUAGUGGUAUAUUGUCGAGGGAACACCAAAAUUUCGGUUAGUAACAUAGGCUGUCCUGGUCGACCGCCCAUGUCAGCUCGUGAUUUCUAUAACGGAUUUCUUUCGAAGAACAAACGAAAACCGUACCUUUUUUCGUCUUGA
This is a messenger RNA of Neodiprion fabricii, 1254 nucleotides long. Its product is annotated as methionyl-tRNA formyltransferase, mitochondrial. Bases 139 to 1254 code for a protein of 371 amino acids. The record is from RefSeq and is a predicted model, not a curated record. The transcript has 6 exons. Gene Ontology annotation, molecular function: methionyl-tRNA formyltransferase activity. Gene Ontology annotation, biological process: biosynthetic process; conversion of methionyl-tRNA to N-formyl-methionyl-tRNA. NCBI's taxonomy places the organism in Eukaryota, Metazoa, Arthropoda, Insecta, Hymenoptera, Diprionidae. Gene Ontology annotation, cellular component: mitochondrion.